GAUAUGUGUGCGUGUGUGCUCAUAUGUUGUCGACUAGUAAUAUUUGGACAGGAAAGCGAGAUCUAGAUAAUCUGUGCGUAAAAAACAACCCGUUUCGAAGAGUGUUGGGUUCUAAUGAGGUAAUACGUUUCAUGCGGUGAGUUGGUCAAUUGUAACGCGUUAAAAUGUGAACAACAGACGAAUUUCGGAAUAGAGUUGGAUGAUUGAAAUAGCCGCCGAACUGUUAUUUAUACGCGAACUUUUGACGCAGAUCAUUGCAAACAUUUAUUAAUUAAAAUGUGAAAUGAUAGUAAAUCAUAUGUGAUACAAACAUCGCAGUGAGUGUGUUUUCUAACCCGGAAAUGUUUUUUUGAAAUAGGAUUUUUCUUUCCGGGGUUAAUUUACCGACGCACCAACAAGAUGUCGGAUCCAGAUUUAUUACGAAGAAACUUUUCGUUUCAAAUGCAAAUUGGCCUCACCAGGGAACAAGUUAACGUAGAGGGAGAGCUAACACUUGCAAGUUUGAAGGACAUAGCGUGUGCCUUUGUUGACCGAAAGUAUCCAGAACAUGGCUUUUAUGGCAUUGCGGACAAGAUCUUGCUGUUCCGACAUGAUGCCACCUCCGCCAAUGUGCUGCAGAUUGUCAACCACCCGGGGGACAUCAUAGAAGGCUGUCUGGUCGAGGUCGUGUUGUCAGCCCAGGCCACCAUGGAAGAACUUCAGAUCCGACCUCACUUGUUGUUUGUGCACUCCUACAAAUCACCACACUUUUGCGAUUUCUGUGGAGAAAUGCUUUUUGGACUCGUGAAACAGGGAAUCAAGUGUGAAGGUUGCGGACUGAAUUUCCACAAGCGUUGUGCCUUCAAAAUCCCAAAUAACUGUUCGUAUGAUCGCCAGCGUAGAACUUCCACCAGCAGUGUAAGCAGCAUCUCGUAUUCACUGAAGGAAAAAGCUGAACCAACAACCCCCACCACUGAUACGUGCUCGGUAGCCUCUCUACCUCCCCUGUCCCCCGGGCCCCGUAGUCCGCGCCACCUGGGCUCCUCACGACCCAUCAGCCUGGGGCAGGCUGACAGCAACCCUCGCAAGGAUCAGAAGACUAAAUACAGUACGCUGACAGUUCCUGGUCAACCACUACUAGAGAGUCGUAGUAGCCGCUCAAAGUCCUGGAGUGGACGACCCCUGUGGCUGGAGCGGGAGUUUGCCAGUCGCAUCAAGGUGCCCCACACGUUUGUCGUGCACAAUUACACCCGGCCCACCAUCUGUCAGUGGUGCCGCAAACUUCUGAAGGGCCUUUUUAGGCAGGGAGUACAGUGUAAAGAUUGUCGUUUUAAUUGCCACAAGAAAUGCAUGCCUCAAGUCCCAAAGGACUGUGCAGGAGAUAGAGAUAUUCCACCAGUUGGGGAAAACUAUUAUGAGGCGGGUAGCGACCAGGCGGAGGUGGAGAGCAACAACGGCACAGAGGCCACUGACAUCCCUGAGGACGACGGUCUCCUUGACGACAUAGACAACGAAGAGCAGGGCAGAAAACCACCACUGAGUCCAACCCAGAGUAGCAACAUUCCGCUGAUGAGGAUCGUACAGUCGGUGAAGCAUACCAAGAGGACGGGAUCCAAGGUGCUGAAAGAGGGCUGGAUGGUUCACUUUACAGACAAGGAUAGCCAGCGCCGAAGACACUACUGGAAGCUGGACAGUAAAUGUGUCACGAUGUUUCAAAACGAGAACUCCACUAGAUAUUACAAGGAGAUUGCCCUCAACAACAUACUGGGCAUUGAUGCAUUCAAAAUGGACCCGAGCGCAGAAUUCCCACGGGCACCCCACAUAUUUGAGAUACGGGUCUCGAACGUGAUCUACUACGUGGGAGAGGACCCGUUCUACGGGUCGGAGGAAGGCAGCCUCGUGGUCUCCACGGAGAGUGGCAAGGGGCUGGAGCAGGCACGCCACUGGGAGCAUGCCAUACGCCAGGCCCUCAUGCCGGUCACACCCACUUCCAGUAUUAACCAGGGUACACAACCCCCCAAAUAUGGUCAGACAAACCAUACCGGAGUGAUGGAAGAGCCUCAUGACAUCAGUCAGCUCUACCAGAUCUUCCCCGAUGAUGUUCUGGGGUCUGGGCAGUUUGGAAUUGUUUAUGGCGGCAAGCACCGCCGUACAAACAGCGAGGUGGCCAUCAAGGUGAUAGACAAGAUGAGGUUCCCCACUAAGCAGGAGGCCCAGCUCAAGAACGAGGUCUCCAUACUGCAGAAUCUUCAUCAUCCAGGAGUUGUUAAUCUCGAGAAAAUGUUUGAGACACCUGAAAGGAUAUUUGUUGUUAUGGAGAAAUUAAAAGGAGACAUGUUGGAAAUGAUUUUAUCAAGUCCACGGGGCCGACUCAGUGAGCGUGUCACAAAAUUCCUUGUCUCUCAGAUCCUAGUUGCCUUGAAGCACCUGCACUCCAAACACAUUGUGCACUGUGAUCUGAAACCAGAGAACGUACUGCUCUCCUCAGAAACAGCAUUCCCACAGGUGAAGCUAUGUGACUUUGGUUUCGCCAGAAUCAUUGGAGAGAAAUCAUUCAGGCGAUCAGUUGUAGGGACACCAGCAUAUCUAGCCCCAGAAGUUUUGAAGAGUAAAGGAUACAACCGUUCCCUUGACAUGUGGUCUGUAGGAGUAGUCGUCUAUGUGAGUCUCAGUGGCACAUUCCCGUUCAAUGAAGAUGAGGAGAUCAAUGACCAGAUCCAGAACGCAACCUUCAUGUACCCACCUACACCCUGGAAGGAGGUCUCACAGGAAGCUAUUGACUUGAUUAGUAACCUGCUGCAAGUGAAGAUGAGGAAACGGUUCACAGUGGACAAGUCCCUGGCUCAUGUGUGGCUGCAGGAUUAUCAAACAUGGUGCGACCUUCGUAAGCUGGAGCAACUGGUAGGCCAGCGAUAUCUCACGCACGAGUCUGACGACGAACGGUGGGAAACAUUUCGUCGCGAGAGGAACAUGAAAGUUUGGCAAGACGUAGGCCAGAAAGGUGUAAAUGAAAAGUACAAUUUAAGCAAGUCUCGUGAUCGUAACACCCCCAGUUCAGGCACCACUGUGUCAUGACCUAUGCUUCUUUGUAUGGUGUCGUCUGAUUUGUCCAUGGUGAUGUUACCUGCUCUGCUAUUGGUCAUAUUUGCUUUGAGAUCUCUGUCUUUCUCCCAGUCUAGUAUUGACCACGUUUUUUGUGGUUUCCAUUACUUGAGAUAAUUUCAGGUGACUUUGUUCACACAUACACACACACAAUAUAUCAUUGAUCUUCCAUUGUUUUGUCCUGUGAAACUUUCCAACAUUAUGAGUAGAUGCAUAAGAUUGCUUUUCUUUAACAUUUUUCUUGCUCAAAGAUUUCUUGUGAUUUAAAUUUCUGAACUUUCAUUUCAUGAGCAUUUGUUCUUUGUAUUGAAAGCUUGUUUAACAUCCGUUUGAUAAGAGUAAAAAAGAGUCUCUUUCACAAUUAAAUAUGAAUCAAAACAGCAAAUAGAAAAUAAACUUAUUUACCAAAUUUGAGUGUGUUGUGUUUUUUAAGUCUAAAAUGUGUUUAUAAAGACACAUGAAAGCAAUAGCAAUAUAUUAUUGAAUGCUUUCUUUUAACUCGCGGAGCAAAAUAUAUGCAUAAAGCAAGUUACUAAAUGCAAUCUCAUACAUUUACUCAAUUUACUGUAUAUUGUUAGUGUACCCAAUCCUGUUAUGCAAUCUUAUUUUUUUACAUAUUUUGUAUCCACUUUAUUACUAUACAUACAUUAAAUUUUCAUUAUAUUAAUCCUGUAACGUAAUUGAAUAGGAGAACUUUUUUUCGUUUUUAGCUCACCUGUCACGUAGUGACAUAGUGAGCUUAUGUGACCGUGUGAUGUUCCGCGUCCGUAUGUGCGUGCGUUCUUGCAUGUGUGUGUGCGUGCGUGUGUCUGUCAACAAUUUGUUUGUGUAGACAGUAGAGGUCACAGUUUUCAUCCAAUCUUUAUGAAAUUUGGUCAGAAUGUUUAUCUUGAUGAAAUCUGGGUUGGGAUUGUAUUUGGGUCAUAUGGGGUCAACAACUAGGUCACUAGGUGAAAAACUGGGUCACAUAAUAGGUCAGAUAAUAGAAAAACCUUGUUUAUACAAUAGAGGUUGCAGUUUUCAUCCAAUAUUUAUGAAAUUUGGUCAGAAUGUUAAUCUUGAUGAAAUCUGGGUUGGGAUUGUAUUUGGGUCAUCUGGAGUCAAAAACUAGCUCAUUAGGUCAAAAACUAGGUCAAAUAAUAGAAAAACCUUGUGUUUAUCUUGAUAAAAUCUGGGUUGGGAUUGUAUUUGGGUCAUCUGGGGUCAAAAAAUAGGUCACUAGGUCAAAAACUAGGUCAAAUAAUAGAAAAACCUUGUGUAGACAAGAGAGGUCGCAGUUUUCAUCGAAUCUUUAUGAAAUUUGGUCAGAAUGUUUAUCAUAAUGAAAUCUGGGUUGGGAUUGUAUUUGGGUCAUCUGAAGUCAAAAACCAGGUCACUAGGUCAAAUAAUAGAAAAACCGUCAACAGUUUGUUUGUGUAGACUGUAGAGGUCACAGUUUUCAUCCAAUCUUUAUAAAUUUGGUCAGAAUGUUUAUCUUGAUGAAAUCUGGGUUGGGAUUGUAUUAGGGUCACCUGGGGUCAAAAACUAGGUCACAAGGUAAAAAACUAGGUCACUAGGUCAAAAACUAGGUCACUAGGUCAAAAAAUAGAAAAACCUUGUGUAGACAAUAUAGGUCACAGUUUUCAUCCAAUCUUUAUAAAAUUUGAUCAGAAUGUUUAUCUUUAUGAAAUCUGGGUUGGGAUUGUAUUUGGGUCAUCUGGGGUCAAAAACUAGGUCACUAGGUCAAAUAAUAGAAAAACCUUGUGUAGACAAUAGUGGUCACAGUUUUCAUCUAAUCUUUAUGAAAUUUGGUCAGAAUGUUUAUCUUGAUGAAAUCUGGGUUGGGAUUGUAUUUGGUUAGUCAGGUGAGCGAUUCAGGGCCAUCAUGGCCCUCUUGUUACUUUUCCUAUACAUGUUCUAUUCAGGUCAGUAGUAAUUACUGAAUGGAAUGACUCUGAAUACAAAUGGUCAUCAAUUUAUUAUGCAAGACUGAUUGAAUUGUUUGUACUUUGAAACAAACAUUUUGGUACAUUUCUGAACUUAUAUUUUUAAUUUAUACACUUUAAGCAGUAUAUUUAUUGUCGUACACAUGAUAAGCAUUUUUUAAUGAAAAGCAUAAGUAUUUUCCUUGUUUAGGAUGUGGUUUUCUCAAAGAUUACAGAUCUUGAAACAUUUUUGUAUGAAGCUGUUUGAAAAAAAGUUGUAUAAGAAUAAUAUUUAAAGAAAAUUUUAUUGCGAAAUAAUUGUAAUACACACAGGUCAUUUGACUUGAUGUUAAUUUACCCUGAAGCAGUUUCUUUCUGGUAUAUAAUAAAUAUGUGCUUUUAAAACCAUAGUUCAAAUAUCAAUUAUUAAUUUUCAUGAAAGAAUUUGUGAUAGAAUUUUCACUCAGAACUUAAAAUGUUCAUUAGGAGUUGAAUUUGGCCCAGUUUAAAAUAUUCAUAUCAUUAGACUGUGAUUGUGAAUGGAUCAGAAUCAAAAUAGCCAAUCAAACCAUCAUCAUACUUAAACUAGUUUUCCUAGUUUUCAAUCAUCUGGUAAUUAUCAGUAAAAUCUUAUGAAUGUACAUUUCACUAUUUUAUUUAAGAAAACAACAGUAGCUUCAUUGCAAUGGAAAACUACAAGGCUGCCUUUCAGGUGAUGGUUGUUCUGUAACUCUGAAGGGCAACAUACAGCACUUAACUGUGAACCUCUACAACUGUGUCAAAGCAGUAUGUGGGAUUAUUUGUAAAAAAUUCCCCAAAGGGACCUUUUCACGUUUUGGUAAAUAAAUUGAAAAAAAAAAGUGUUUGGGGUUCAAAUAUCUUCGUUGUAGUUAUGCUAUUUGUGAGGAAACAGUAAUAGUUACCAUGCUCUUAAAUAUCCAUUAUAUGCAUCUUUUGACGAUGUAAAAAACCUGAAAAUUAUAACCCGUUUGCAACGCGAAACAAUGAAUAAUCUGAAGAGCUCUGUUGUUGUCGUUAUAUUUUGUGACACUACUAGGAUUGCUUAUAUAAAGUAUAAAAUUCAUCACUCACUGUAUUAGCACAGAUGGCCAAGUGGUCUAAGCAUUAGACUUGUACUUCAGGGGUCAGUGUUUCGAGCCCAGUUGAGGGUAACUUUUUUUUCUUUAAUUUAAUUCUUAUUUUUUACUGGAGAUUUUAAGAUCCAAUGUUUACAUUUAUCAAUAUAAAUCAUUUAAUGACAAAUUUCAAUACAUGCCAAAAUCUGUGAAAAUGUCCCUUUAAUAGAACUAAUUGUAAUUGAUUUGUUAUAUUUUCAUGCAGAGAUUUGAAGUGUGACAAAUUGAAAAUAUUUUCCUAAAUGUCAUUAAUAAAAAAGUAUCUCUAGAGUAUAGUUAUAUUGAUGUUGUGAAAGAUGAUGGAUACAUCGACCCAGGGACCUAGCAAUAUAUUUUACCAGUACAUUCCCUUUUAUACCUGGUGUGUUUAAAACAUUAUUGUAUUCUAAUACAUUUUAUAUAGUAUACAUAGAUGGUGUCUCAAACAACUUUGCUGGCGGCAUAGUUCAAAGUAUAAUUUUCUCUUCACUUAUUGGUAGGUAGCAGAUUGUUGCCUUAAUUUUUUGUAUUUCCUCACUAGUUGUAUAUAUAUAUAUUACUAUCUAUCAUAAAAUUCCGCCAUUGGAUUACACUAUUUCAGAUUGAAACCAAAAAGACUUAAUGAAACUUUGGCCAAAAGACGUUGAACAUCCAUAUUCCUCCUUAUUUAUUGACACAGUAUUAUCAUAGUACCUGAAUUUAUUUACCAGUUCAUAAAAUGUUUUUGAAAUCAUGAUAAUUUUUUUAAUUAUGGAGUCUUUUUUGGUCAUGGUUUUGUCACAAGUCCAUCCAAGACUUAUUCAUACUUUUUUGAGUCUGUUUGCUUGGAAGAACCAAUUAUGUGUGCUUUGAGGAAAAUUGCUUAAACAACUCAUUGAUAGGUGCAGAAUUCUUAAUCUUCCAUUAAAGGUUUUAAUAGGCCGCUUAGUUUACAGACGUUGGAAAAAUAGAUGAAGAAAAAUCAAAAUGAAGUGAAAUUUUUGUCAUAUUGAAAAAACAUUGCUGCAGAGCUGUGAAUAUUUCUACUACAUGUAUUUGUUCAUGUAGUAAGCAUUUGAAUCUGUUGUUUUUAUUUAUUUAUUUUAAAUCUAAGUGCGUGUCUAGUUUGUACAAAAUUGCAGUUCAAUUUUAAAUGAAUUUAUUUGAGCCUGUGGAUUAGCUGUUUAUCUGUUAUUCAUUACUUGAAGUUCAACUCUUUUUAAUCGUAGCUUUGUAACUGGUGUUUGUAUUAUAUUAUUCACUGUUGCCAUAGGGAAAUAGUAUCUACUUAUAGAAAUAUUAUAGAAAUACUUUGUUACAUAUGUUUCAUAUCACACAUUUAUUUGUUAUAAUUUGUUUCAUUGCUAGUCAUUUGUAUAUAAAUAAAAGAAAAUUAUGUUUUGUUUGUAGGUAGGAAAGGUAAAAGGUAUUUGUUAAAUCUUAUGUGCAAAUAAAGAAUUUAUUUUAUUGAGGUAGUUGUAGAUUUUCUAAUGUAUUGAAAUAAAUAUGAUGAUUUAUGAUUUGUGUUAAAGUGUCUAAAACAUGUCUAUACCGGUUUUUAUAAGUUGGGAACUCCGAGAAAUUCAUAGUUUUUUUCUUCAAUUGCUGCAUGUUUCUGUGUUUGUCUUUUACUUCUACCAUGACACUUAUUGUUUGCAUGAUUAGUUGUUGUAGGCCGUUUUCCAAAUUAAUUCAGUUAACAUGUGUUUAUUUAUGGGUCGCAGUACUAAAGGUCAGGCCAGAAAAGUCAGAAACCCAUGAAUAAAAAUUAAUAUGGUGAUUUAAGUAAAAACCAAAAUUAAGAAACAAAAAUAAAUAGCAUUAAUACCAUGUUUGCAAAUUAUGUAAUUAACGUUACAUUAUAAAUUGAUGCAAUCAUAUAUUUUAUUUGUGUACAUGUUCAUGAACUUGCAGGAAUUUACAUUUGCAUUUGACAUGCUUCUAAAUUAUCACACAUUUUGCUUUGUAUAUCUGUAUGUUUUUUUUAAUUAUUAAGUAAAGCAAACCAAUUAUGUGCCAGAAACUAUUCUUAAAAAUUCCUCAACAGAAAGAUAACAUUUGCUGCGAAACAUCAGCGCAAAAUGGCGGAGUUUGCUAAUUAAAGCUAAUGGCCAAUUUGCUAACAUAUAGAGGAUAUGUGUAAGUUUUCAGUGUGAUAAUACUUUAUAUUAUUACUGGAAAGGGAGGAAAUUAAUGUAUUUGCAUUUAUACCUGUAGCUUGCCUGUUUGCUGGGAAUGCUAUGUUGUUGUUCUUUAAACGGUCCAAAUGACUGCUGUUAUUUUAUCGUCUUUAAAUAUUUUGUACAAUUGUUAUUGUUAACUUCUAUAUUAUUAUAACAUAUACCGGUACUUUUAUUUAUUUCUCUGAAAUUGCACAUGAAACUUUGAUUAUACCCAGCUAUGAUUGUGUACUGUAUUUUGAUGCCUUAAACAUCUGGUCCCUGUUUAAUAUAAUAUCUUCAGAUAUAUAAAAAAUAUUUAACAUCUUUUAUUAUUUAGUGAAUUGACCUUUCGACAGCCGAUUGAUUGACAGGCUUAUUAACCAAUCAGAUUACAGCAUAGAUUAGGCCCGUUACUAUCCGCCAUUUUGUCCGUCAAACUCGCCGUUGUCCGACACAUAAGCUUAUACGUAAUUCUGUGUUUUAAAAAAAGAAAAUGGUUAAAAGGUGCUGUUAUGGCACUUGUUAUUCAGACACAAGGUAUCCAGAACGGUUAAAAGAUGGAAGUACGUUUUUUCCGUUCCCUCAACCGGGUACUAAUCUUGAAAAAUUCAAACGUUGGAUUCGUCUUUGUGGUCGUCCACACGAACAGCUUAAUCUCAACAUAUUAAGCGAUCGCCCGAAAGCAAAACACAGUCGUUAUAAUAAGAUACUACGCGAAAAUAGAAAAUGUAAGUUUUGCAACGGACACGUUAUAAAAAAGAGUAUAACUUUGUACUUGUUUAUCCUCUAUAUAGACAAAUUAGAAAGGAACAUUUAAAACCAUUUUUCAAAGGUGGCCAACGUUAAAUAAAUUUGACAUUCUAAUGCAGUCGGCAAAUAAAUAAGACAUUAUAAACUUUGCUAGAUUUUUUUAAUGCUAAUGAAAUGCGUAAUAAUAAAGACAAUCAGUUAUUAUUUUUAAUAAUAUCACAUAGAAUAAAACAUUUUUUAUUUCUUUCGGUUUAAGUCUUCCAAAUUUAAUGUAAGUUAAGAAACUAUUUUAAAAUGCGCAAGUAAUUAUCAAUAGGGGCCAAUAAGUGUCAUUUUACACCAUAUGUGGGCUUUCUACUAAUCCGUUAUCAAAACAGAUGCCGCAAACUGUGAAUGACCCUUUGAAAACCCGGUCUGAUUAGCGAGUUUUUUGUACAUGAAAAUUCUUUCAACUUCUUAUAUUUUAAACAUUGCAGAAGAUAGUUUUCGAGGAAAUAAUAAUAUAUAAUAAUAUAUUGUGUAUGUUACUUUUUGACGACUUUGACUGUUAUACGAUGAUAACAAUGCUCAUGGGUUAUUUUGACCAAACGCAUUGUAGAUAUGUGUUAUAUCGGAUUUCAAUAAAAACGUUCUUCGUCUUCUGAUAUAAUAAAUUUACUUACCUGUGCCACAUUUGCGAUGUUGCCAUCGGUUGCAAAAAUUAACGGCUUUUAAUUAAAAAACUGAAACAUCUAUUACUCAAGGAAAAAUAGUGUGACUAACGAACAAUUCAUACUGUAUGCGAUAAUUGGCGAUAAUUUUGCCGACUUUGAUGAUUAAUUUAACGGCUUUUAAGUAGACUAAUAAAAAAGUUAUGACUAUUUAAUAGAUAUGAUAAUUAUAUUCAGCAUCACUAUUCAAUGAUAAUAAAAACUAUUGCAUGGCUUUUCUGGUAUACCAUGAGGCCUUUUUGGUUCACUUAUGCGGCCGAUUCGCGUAGCCAUUUUUAUGACGGACUUCGGCGGAGUGACCCCCCUUGAAAUCGGUGGGCGUGGCUUCACUCUCGCUGUCGAAAGGUCAAUUAUGUCAAUGAAUUUGUUGUUUUGUUUUUUUAACAUUACUUGAUUUCAUUUAACUAUGUAGCUUGUUGAUAAAAACUUCAUAAUUUCAAAGACAAUUGCAAACUUGUGUUUAUUUCAAAUAUAGCAUUUUUUUCAUUAAAAUGUCAUUUUGAAAUGAACCACUUAAAACAACUUGAUGUAGGAUUUUUAUGCAUUUGCCUUAAAUAUGGUCCUGUUGUUUCCCCAUUGUAGAACAUGUUCACAAAAUAUAACAUAUGAAGUGACUGGUGAUGUAUUAUGAUUGGGUGCCCUGUGAGAAUAAUUAUAUAGGAUAUUUUUAUAUAAUCUUCUUGGUGUGUGACUCAACCGCUGUGUAAAUAGCUUUUCCUUCAUUGAGUUAACAUUAUUAUCAGAUCAGUUAAAAUUGUAGAAAAAUACUCAAAAUAAAUGAUUGAAUUAAU
Molecule: messenger RNA, 10492 nt
Organism: Dreissena polymorpha
Lineage: Eukaryota; Metazoa; Mollusca; Bivalvia; Myida; Dreissenidae
Product: serine/threonine-protein kinase D1-like
Exons: 21
Coding region: 400-3054 (884 amino acids)
Biological process (GO): protein phosphorylation
Molecular function (GO): protein serine/threonine kinase activity; ATP binding
Source: RefSeq, a predicted model, not a curated record